UUCUUCACUCAUGUGAACGACUUUCCCAGAGACAGGAUCUGUACCAGACUGCGCAGGUUGACGACCAGCAUGUGUUGUGCUCAAAUUGGAUCAUCAAACGCGUGUCGUGACACUUUGAAUGUUGAGCCAUCGAAUUCUAAUAUUUAGAGUAGCGAUAUUCCAAAAAAUAAUAAUAAUAAUACAUUGUCACAAGGUUUGCCCACUGGCAGAGGGUCCGUGUGGAUCUCUAAAAAUAAAAUCAAAGAAAGCAAAAAUCCUGAGCAUGUAAAAAAAAAAACCAAAGCGACAAGAAAAUGUGGGCAGAUGAGAAGGCGAUUCAUGUCAGUGUUUCAUCGUCGCUGUCAAGUUAUCCCGCCCCCGUCGCUCUCUCUCCCAUCGCUCGCUCCCCUCCCCUCUCUCUCUCUCUCUCUCUUUCUCUCUCCGGCAGUCUGCUGGAGCUCCACGCCAGGAUUAGAGGGUUACCGCCAGUGUCUGAUCAUUAGGGAAAAAAAUAAGAAGAGAAGAAGAAGAAGGAAAAAAAAUAUCCGGAAUAUAAGACCGUCUGCACUUCACGCAUGUUUUUUUUUUUUUUUGGGCAGGGGGGGCAGUUCAACUGCGAGUCUCCGGCAUCUUAUCCCUGAGACCUUACCUGUGGGACUACCUUCCGGACCUCCAUCCGGAGAGCCAUGUGAGCUGCACCCCCACCUCAAACCGCCCAACACCCCCCCUCCAGCUAAAGGGAGCACACGUUGGAUUCUCUCCCCUUUUCCUGGAAGCUUCACUUUCCGUCCACGCCGAGCAAGGGGAUUCUUCGGGCUCCCCCACACCCCCGGAGCUACUCAUCUUGGGGCGCUGGUAAAGGGGCUGUGAGUGCCCCCCUGGUCCGGAGGCCAGCCGGCAGCACUCCAGCGCCAUGGAUUACCUGUUUGGCUUUGUGGCGCUGCUGUGCGGGGCGCUGCAGCCGGGAAGUGGACUGGAGCCCAAGCACAACGUACCCAGGCUGAAGCUGUCAUACAAGGAGAUGUUAGAGUCCAGCAACCUGGUGAGCUUCGCCGGGCUGGCCAACAGCUCCGGCUACGACACCUUCCUGCUGGACGAGGAGCGAGGCAGGUUGCUGGUCGGCGCCGAGGACCACAUUUUCUCCUUCGACCUGGUCAACAUCAGCAGAGACCGCAAACAGAUCGCGUGGCCCGCCACCCCCUCCAAGCGGGACGAGUGCAAGUGGGCGGGGAAGGACCUCGGGGAAGAGUGUUCGAACUUCAUCCGCGUGCUCCAACCCUACAACCAGACCCACUUAUUUGUCUGCGGCACCGGAGCCUUCCAUCCCAUCUGCUCUUACCUGGAAAUGGGCAAGAAAGCCGAGGACAAAAUCUUCAGGCUCGCCUCGCAUUUCGAGAACGGUCGCGGUAAAAGCCCUUACGACCCCAAGAUGCUCUCGGCGUCCCUCUUGAUCGAUGGGGAGCUCUACUCGGGCACGUCAGCCGACUUCAUGGGGCGGGACUUUGCCAUUUUCCGAACGCUGGGGGAUCACCACCCCGUCAGGACGGAGCAGCACGACUCCAGGUGGCUCAACGACCCGAGAUUCGUCGGCAUUCACUUGGUCCCGGAGAGCGACAACCCCGAGGACGACAAGAUCUUCCUGUUUUUCAAAGAGAACGCCAUGGACGGAGAGCACACGGGCAAGGCCACCAUCGCCCGGAUUGGACAACUGUGUAAGAACGACAUGGGAGGCCACCGCAGCCUGGUGAACAAGUGGACCACCUUCCUCAAAGCCCGGCUCACGUGCUCCGUGCCGGGCGUCAACGGCAUCGACACGCACUUCGAUGAGCUGCAGGAUGUUUUCCUCAUGAGCUCCAAAGACCCCAAGAAUCCGCUGAUCUACGCCGUUUUCACCACAUCCAGCAACAUCUUCAAAGGCUCGGCGGUUUGCAUGUACAACAUGGCGGAUAUCCGGAGGGUGUUCCUGGGCCCCUACGCCCACAGGGACGGACCCACAUACCAGUGGGUGCCCUUCCAAGGCAGGGUGCCCUACCCCCGACCUGGAACGUGCCCGAGCAAGACGUUCGGCGGCUUCGACUCCACCAAAGACCUCCCGGAUGACGUCAUCACGUUCGCCCGGGGUCACCCGGCCAUGUACAACCCGGUGCACCCCAUCGGCGGGCGGCCCAUCAUGGUGCGCACCGACGUGGAGUACCAGUUCUCGCAGCUGGUGGUGGACCGCGUGGAGGCCGAGGACGGCCAGUACGACGUCAUGUUCAUCGGCACGGACGUAGGCACGGUGCUCAAGGUGGUGACCAUCCCCAGGGAGAGUUGGCAUGACCUGGAGGAGGUCGUGUUGGAGGAGAUGACCGUCUUCAGGGAACCUGCCACCAUCACCGCCAUGGAGCUGUCGACCAAGCAGCAACAAUUAUAUUUGGGCUCCUCGCUGGGCGUGUCGCAAAUGUCGCUGCACCGCUGCGAGGUGUACGGGAAGGCCUGCGCCGAGUGCUGCCUGGCCCGCGACCCGUACUGCGCCUGGGACGGCAGCGAGUGCUCCAGAUACUUCCCCACCGCCAAGAGGCGCACGAGACGGCAGGACAUCCGGAAUGGAGACCCACUUUCCCAGUGCUCGGAUCUUCAGCAUCACGACGAUGUUGACGGCCAGGGUGGCGGCGUAGGCGGCGUGGAGGACCGUGCGGUCUACGGCGUGGAGAACAGCAGCAUGUUCCUGGAGUGCAGCCCCAAGUCCCAGCGGGCGCUCAUUUACUGGCAGCUGCAGACGCCCGGCGGCGAACGCAAGCAGGAGAUCAAGAUUGACGAGCGGGUUCUACGCACGGACCAGGGCCUGCUCAUCCGCAGUCUGUCCCAGUCGGACGCGGGGGUGUACCACUGCCAGGCGGUGGAGCACGGCUUCAUUCAGCCGCUGCUGCGUCUCAGCCUGCAGGUCAUCCCCGCCCACAGGCUGGGCGACAUCCUCCCGGGGCCGCCAGGGGCCGGGGCGCCUCCGGCCGGCAAGCAACGCGUGUGGUACCGGGAUUUCCUGUCCCUGCUGGAUCACCCGGACCUCAACAGCGUGGAGGAGUUCUGCGACCGCGUUUGGAAGAAGGAGCGAAAACCCAAGAAGGCGAAGGCGCCCAACGGCCAGGCCGGCCCGCCGCCGCCGCGGCCCAAAGCUUUGGCCCCGAACGCGCAAAAGCUGCAGGCCAGUCCCCCUCAGGGUAAAGCUUGGCUCCAGACCGGAGCGGAGAACCCGAAUAGUCAAGCCACCCUGGGCAUGCUGAGUGUCCAGACGCCCAAGAACCAGCCCAAGACGCAGAGCGGUCCGAAGGGGCAGGCUGCGGCGCGGGCGGGGGUCCAGCACACCGCCAAGUGGCGCCGGAUGCAGGACAACAAGAAGGGACGCAACAGGAGAACCCACGAGCUGCAAAGACCCCCGAGGAGCGUUUGAGGGGGUGGGG
Molecule: messenger RNA, 3416 nt
Organism: Hippocampus zosterae (dwarf seahorse)
Lineage: Eukaryota; Metazoa; Chordata; Actinopteri; Syngnathiformes; Syngnathidae
Gene: sema3aa
Product: sema domain, immunoglobulin domain (Ig), short basic domain, secreted, (semaphorin) 3Aa
Exons: 17
Coding region: 893-3406 (837 amino acids)
Biological process (GO): negative chemotaxis; semaphorin-plexin signaling pathway; negative regulation of axon extension involved in axon guidance
Molecular function (GO): semaphorin receptor binding; chemorepellent activity; neuropilin binding
Source: RefSeq, a predicted model, not a curated record